AUGCUACUAGCUGAUACGCUGAGUAGGGCCUACCUGCUAGACAGCAUCAAAAGCCAGACGGAGCUGGAGACGGAAUGUGUCAACAUGGUGGAUUAUGAUGAACUGAGCACACAGGAUGGAUUGGUCUUCAAGGGAGAGAGAGUGGUGAUUCCAGAAGCACUCCAGGCAGAUAUAACACAGCGAAUUCACUCAACACACAUCGGAACAGAGGGGUGCCUCAGGCUAGAGACUGCGUCUACUGGCACGAGCAACGGCAAAGCAGAGUCUGCUGUUAAAACUGCCAAACGACUCAUGAAAAAGGCAAAAUUGGCUGGACAGGGUCCAUAUCUGGCCUUAUUGGACCACAGAAACACCCCAACACAAGACAGGAAAAUCAUCAAAGCUGAGCCUGGACAGAACGUGACUCUGCCAUGUCGAAAUCCAAACAUCAGCAUCCCCAUCAGAGCUGUGGAGUGGUUCAGGUUUGACAUGCAGGAAGGACAUGUCCUUAUGUACCAGGCUGGGACAUCUGCGUCUCUCUGCUGGAUUUUACUCUCUGUCUGCCUCCUGUUUGCCUCUACAGAUGGGAAAAUCAUCAAAGCUGAGCCUGGACAGAACGUCACUCUGCCAUGCCGAACUCCAAACAUCAGCGUGCCCAUCAGAGCUGUGGAGUGGUUCAGACUUGACCUCCAGGAAGGACAUGUCCUCAUGUACCGGGGUCAGCAGUAUAUUUCAAUGAACCAGCUUCCAUCAUUUGUGAACCGGGUGGAUCUGCAGGACAGACGGAUGAAGGACGGAGACGUGUCUUUGGUUCUGAAGGACGUGACGAGUGACGACACUGGAACAUUUCAGUGUUACGUCGUCCAGAGAGGAACAAAUGGCAGGAGAAGCACUGCUGAUCAUAUCAGCACCAUCUACCUGAGAGUUGUUCCUCCAGGUCAACCAGGAAGGCACAGCAGGUACAGAUGGAAUGAGGAUCGAUCUGUUGGGCUGGAUCUUUUCCUGACAGUUUGUUUUAUGCUUGUUACUGUAGCUCUUGCUUUCUUUAUGACCUUCACAAUACCCAAAACAUUAAUAAACCUCAGAGGACUGAACAGGUGA
Messenger RNA from Oreochromis aureus, 1080 nucleotides. RefSeq lists its product as uncharacterized. The record is from RefSeq and is a predicted model, not a curated record. Lineage: Eukaryota; Metazoa; Chordata; Actinopteri; Cichliformes; Cichlidae. Bases 1 to 1080 code for a protein of 359 amino acids. The transcript is spliced from 7 exons.